AUGUCGAAAAAGCGAGCAUCCUCACCGGAAAAUGACGAAAGGAAAAAGCAAAAGCUUUCAUUUAGUCUUUCUGGGGUCAAAGCUGUGAUUGUGGAGGUUGGUCUCGGAAAAACUCGGGCAUCCAUUUUGGCAAAACAGCUGGAAAGACAUGGUGGUAUGCAUCACAAGAACUUUGAAAGCUCAACAACACACGUGUUGGUUGACAAGAAAUUAAAAAUAGAGAGACUGAAAAAGUGUUUGGGUGUAAAAAUUAUUCCUGAAGAAGUAUACUUAGUGGAUUCUGAGUGGUUGAGCAAGUGUCUGUCCGAGGGGAAACUCGUAGAUUUAGAGCAGUACACUUUGGGUAAGGAUGAAUGUAAAGUUGAAGAGAAAGCUGUUAAAAAUGAAGCGAAUAUUAAAACAAGCGAUCAAAAGCAGGCAUCAGAACAAAGUGUUGAUGAGCAAACUUCAACCACAAUGCUUAAAACUGAAGCAAUUUCAUCAAAUGACACAAUGACUUUCAGUAAGUCCCCAACAAAACACUUGACCUCAAAAACUCAAGUAGACGAUGACAGUGAUUUUACCGAUAGUGGUGACGAGGGAAGCAAAUCAGACAGAUCUCCUGUUAUUACACCCAACACCUCUCCAGAGAAACUUGGAAAUGCAACCUGGGUAUGUGCUCAUGCCUCUGCUUCACAGCAACAUAAUCACAACCAACCUAUAACUGACAAGCUUCAAGUUCUUGCAACGGCAUAUGCCAACACUAAAGAUCAGUGGAGAGCUCUGGGAUAUAAGAAAGCUAUAGCAUCAGUCAAAAAUUAUCACAAAAGACUUGAAACUUGGGAUGAAUGUAGCAACCUUCCUUUUGUUGGAGAACGUCUUGCUAAGAAAAUCUGGGAAAUAGUUCAGACUGGUCAUUUACGAAGGCUUGAUCUUGUGGAUCCUAGACAGGAUGCCCUAAACUUGUUUGUUGGUGUUUGGGGUGCUGGGCCUAUAACUGCAGAAGCUUGGGUCUCUCAAGGACUGAAAAGUCUUGAGGAUCUGACACAGAAUGUGAAGUUAACUAGACAACAAGAGAUUGGCCUGAAAUACUAUGAUGAGUUUCUAGAGAGAAUGCCAAGGGAAGAAGCUGGAAAGAUUGAGGAAGUUGUUAAAAAAGCUGCAUUUGACAUUAACCCAGGAUUACAAGCCUUUGCUUGUGGAUCCUACCGCAGAGGGAAACCAACAUGUGGUGAUGUGGACAUCAUUGUAUCACACCCAGAUGGGAAAUCUCAGGAAGGAGUUAUGGCAAAACUAUUAGAAAGUUUAAAAUCCUCAGGAUUUCUUACAGAUGAUCUUACUUUAUCUGACAAUGGGGAGCAUAGAAAAUACCUUGGAGUUUGCAAACUUCCUGGGGAAGAUACAAAGCACAGACGUUUGGAUAUCAUUGUUGUGCCUUACAAUGAGUGGGCUUGUUCUUUGUUAUACUUUACUGGUUCUGAUUACUUUAAUAGGUCCAUGAGACUUCUUGCUAAGAAGAAUGGCAUGUCCCUCUCAGAGCACUCCUUGAAUAAAGAUGUUGUCCGGAAGGGAAGUGACAAGAUUUUUGAAGGAACUCCACUUCCAGUAUUCAGUGAGAAAGAUGUGUUUGACUAUCUUGGCCUGGACUACCGAGAACCUCAUGAAAGGGAUUGGUAGUAACAUCACAGAGUUUCCCUAGUUUAUAUAGAAUGAUAAUUCACAUUAAAAAACACACCAUACUUUUUGACAUGCAGACAUUUUGAUGCUAGCAGUUUAGAGUGGAGCAAGUCACAUAUGGUAUAUGCAUCUUGUUGUGAUGCCUUUUAAAACUGGAUAAUUUACAAGAGCAUCUGCCCUUCAUGUAAGACAUUUUUCAUCAGUUUUCCAAAGCAUAGAUAGUGUUAGCUCUGGAAAUAUCACCAACCACACUAUACACACUAGAUCUUUUUAUUUUUUAUUCUGUGAAAUUUGCAUCUAGUGGACAAGGGUUCAGUAAACAAACUACUCCAUCCACUUCCUAGUGUCUUAUCCUCCAGGUAACAUUAUUCAUCCUUUAAACAACCAGAACUUGAUGAGCAGUCUUUGUGCUUAAAAUUUUCCUCUAUUCAAUUUUUGUUUAUACUGUGAUUCUGUGAUGUCUUUUCCCCUAUUUGAAUUUGGUUUCUUGGUUUUAGUAACAACAGAUAAAAGAAAUCUCUAAGAGAUCCCAAAAGUGUCUGGUACCUUAGCCUUAUCACUUUACCUUUGGUAUGAAUCUUUAUACUCAAUUGAGUUUCAGUUUGGGUAUAUUUUUAUUCUCUGAUUGGUCCUACAUGUAGUGACCCUCUCAUUAAUUUUAAAAAGUAGUUUAGGCAGUCACAUGUAUACUUAUAUUAUGAUUUUGUUGAUUUUUAUCCAGUAGGAGUUAAGUUAUGUAUUGAAAUAUGUUGCAGGCAACAGGUCUGACUUGAUGUUGGACAUUAAAUGAUAAUUGAAGCAUAUUUCACAUGCUUCAGAUUUUGAUUAAUGUAAUGAAAUGUUUUAAGACUAGGAUUUAUUCAACCAUCAAUAUUACGUUACAAAAAACAUUUGUAUUUUAUACUCACACAUGUUGUAUAUUUACUCUUACAUUUACCAAUUACAUCUCUUUGCAUGGACAAAUUGUAUUUUUUGAAGAGUAGUAAUCUUUAGAAUAAAUGUUCAAUAAUGCUUUAAAAAAAUCAAUUAUUUAACUAUGUGGCUGGUGUUACACAUACACAACAAUAAACAAUGGUAAAUCUAGGGAGUUGUUUGAUAGGAGUGGUGCAACCUUUGAUUCUUAAGGUACAAAUUUUUUUUCCUCAUUAGAGCCUAAAUAAACUGCAAGAGAUUCCAAGACUUGUAACUAUUGGUUAUUGUUGAAUUUUCAACUCUGAAUAUUAUUUUUCUUAUUUUAUGAUUGGUUCACCCAAUUCUGGUUAUCAGGUUAUAUUCCAAGUCACUUAUGUUGAAAUGCAUUACGUCAACUGUUGUGGAGCAGAAGAAUGCUCCAAAUAUCCAAAUGUUUAGGAUUUAAUAAAUUUAGUAAAAUGAUUCCAUAAAUUUAAUAAAAUUUAUGAUGUAAUAAAAUUUUAAUAAAAUAAUGAGGGGGUAUGUACCUUGUUAGCUAAUUACCAUCUCAUAUGCAAUGCACGCUCAUGGAAUGAUUGGUAAAUAACGUGAGCCUGUCGUUGCAAGAACUUUGGUUUUGGGAAAGAUUUUUGUUUAAAAAACCUAACAGUCCUAUAGGGGAGCUGAAUCCCUCUCCCUGGAACUUCCUCUGGUGUAUACAGAUUAUUGGCACAGUUUAUGAAAGCCAUUAGACAUCAUAAAUUAGAACAAUAGAUGAGUGCUUGUUUGACAAUCUAGGAAAUAAGAUAAUUAUUUGGCUACUAUUCAAAAUUCUGCUCCUAAAUUUUAUGACUUGAAUAUAUCUCUAACUACUAGUUUUAUUAAUUCUUCCUCAAAAUGUGGUUACUGGUAUGUUGAUGCAUGCCCUCUUUUCAUAGAAUAUCAAUUUUAAUUUAGGAAUUAAAUCAGGCAAAUUAAAUACAGAGAUUAACAGAAGAUUCAGCAAUAGGAGGCACUCAUGAUAAAUUGGCUUUUUCUUUGUAAUUGUUUUUUAUAUGUGACUGUUCAUGUGAUGAUGGCUGAAGAGAAAUGGUUUCUGCAACUAAAUAUAUUCUGUACAUUAUGAUCUGCAAAAUAAAUAUAUAAUAAAUAUAUAUAUAUACAAAUAUAUGACUUUCAUAUAUUCUUAACCAAAAUAUUAUUGAUAAUAAUUUUGUUAUUUUCUCUGAGCUUCUAGGUAGCUCAAAAUAUCUUCUUCCAAUUUAAGAGCUCUGGGGAGAAUGAAAUUUACGUCCACAAAGGAGCCUUGACGGCUCCCUUAAGACCUUAGUGGCGCUGGGUACGCGUUCCCUUCCGGGGUGUUACUUGGUUUAACCCCCAUCCAGGGGAGGCCUGGGGUCUAAUUGGGAUUGUCGACAUGGCGGGCAGAUAGCCUCGAAUCCUUAAGUUUUUUUAAAAUUGCGGAACUACAGGAAACUCUGAAGAA
Molecule: messenger RNA, 4033 nt
Organism: Pocillopora meandrina
Lineage: Eukaryota; Metazoa; Cnidaria; Anthozoa; Scleractinia; Pocilloporidae
Source: the annotation of a GenBank genome assembly